Molecule: messenger RNA, 730 nt
Organism: Metopolophium dirhodum (rose-grain aphid)
Lineage: Eukaryota; Metazoa; Arthropoda; Insecta; Hemiptera; Aphididae
Exons: 2
Coding region: 23-487 (154 amino acids)
Source: RefSeq, a predicted model, not a curated record
ACAAUAUUUGUUACAGAUCAUUAUGUUAAGAUCUGGAUUAAAAGUGGUAGAAGAACUGCAGAUGAAAAAAACUGUCCAAAACGAUGUUUGGAAAACGAUGUUUCAGUAUUCAUCUAGGUGCGUCAAAUGCGGUGGAGACCACCGCUCCGUGAACUGCACAAAGGACCGAGCUAGUCCAGCCAAAUGCGCGCUCUGUUCUGAGUUACACACGGCCAACUUCAAAGGAUGCCGUGUUUAUCAAUCCGUUACAAAAAAACGCAAAAAUACAAAUGUACCAACGCCUACAAAGUGUUCGUCAAACGAUGUCCCAGGAGAUCAUGCUCGGCAGCUUCCAAGGAAAUCCUAUGCUGCAGCGACCAAAACGGUAACCUCUUCCAUGGAAUCCAUCACAAAUGUUUUAUCAGAAUUUAUUUCUAAUUUUAACUCUUUAAUUACUCCACUAAUUAAUCUCCUUACCGAGAUUGUCAAUAAACGUUUCUGUCCAUAGUGUACAGGUUUUUCCCUUUUUAUCUAUCUUUUCAUCGUAUAUCAGACCAUACCUACAAUUACUUAUCUUUAUUUACUUUAGUUUGUAUAAACACGUUGCUAUUUUAUCUAUUUGUAUACAUUUUGCUCAUGCUAACAAAUAUCAUUAAUUUUAUAUGUCAUACUAUAUUUUAUACCAAUUGUAAUUAUCCAUAGUACUUAAAAAUUUUAAUUAUCAUGUUAUAAUGUUAAAAAUUAUGUAAAC